GAAUCUUUCCUCACUGCUCACUCCUUUCCUUUCUUCCAUAUUUCCCAACAAACCGAAGCAAAUUAAAUCAGAAGAAAACACUUUCAAGCCUCAACUCAACAAAAGGAGGAUCAAGAAAUCAUGUUGGAGAAGGUGGAAAAAGGAUUUGAUCCUGAAGAAGUGAUUCAAGAAUUCGAAAGUUUGACCAAAGAUGCGAAAAGGGUUCAAACCGAAACUCUAAAGAAAAUUUUGCAAGAAAAUUGUGAAACAGAAUAUUUAAAAAGAUGGGGACUUGAUGGUAAAACUGACCCUGAAAGUUACAGUUGUUGUGUACCUCUGGUUACACAUAAAGAUCUUGAGCCUUUAAUUCAACAAAUUGUUGAUGGUGCACCUGAGCCUAUUCUCACUACCAAGCCAAUUACUACUAUGACUUUAAGUUCUGGGACUACUCAAGGGAGGAGAAAGUUUGUGCCUUACAAUGAUGAGUUGACUGAAACAACAAUGCAGAUUUAUCGAACUUCUUUCGCCUUUAGAAACAGGGAAUUUCCAAUUGGAAAUGGGAAAGCUUUGAGCUUUAUUUAUGGCAGUAAACAGUUUAAAACAAAAGGCGGUUUAUUAGCAGGCACUGCAACCACUAAUGUAUACCGCAGUGAACAGUUCAAGAAAACAAUGCAGCAGAUGCAAACCCCAUGUUGUAGCCCGGACGAAGUCAUUUUUGGGACUGAUUUUCAACAGUCUUUAUACUGUCACCUUCUUUGUGGGCUCAUUUUUCGUGAUGAAAUUCAGGUUGUAUCUUCUACUUUUGCCCAUAGCAUCGUGCAUUCCUUCAGGAAUUUUGAGUUAAUAUGGGAAGAAUUGUGUUCUGACAUAAAAACCGGAACUUUAUCAACCCGAAUCACAGUUCCAACAAUCAAAACUGCCAUGGCCAAGAUUUUGAAACCGAACCCUGAGUUAGCAUAUACAAUUCACGAAAAAUGUUUGGGUUUGAGCAACUGGUAUGGAUUAAUUGAGGAGUUGUUCCCUAAUGUGAAAUACAUUUAUGGGAUCAUGACUGGAUCCAUGGAGCCUUAUUUGAAAAAACUAAGGCAUUAUGCUGGUGGAAUACCAUUAUUGAGUGCAGAUUAUGGGUCUUCGGAAGGGUGGAUCGGAGCAAAUGUGAACCCGACCCAUCCACCUGAGAUGGCUACUUUUGCUGUUCUUCCUAACAUCGGGUAUUUUGAGUUCAUACCAUUGAGAGAGGCUCGUGUGGCUAUCCAAGACCCCAAUGAACCCGAGUCUGCAUUGGUCCUUGUCGAGCCAAGACCAGUUGGUUUGACCGAUGUCGAGGUCGGGGAAGAGUAUGAGGUCGUUGUCACCAACUUUGCAGGCUUGUAUCGAUAUAGGCUAGGGGAUGUUGUUAAGGUUGCUGGGUUCCACAACUCCACCCCAGAACUCCAAUUUGUUUGUAGAAGAAACCUAAUGCCAACAAUAAACAUAGACAAGAACACUGAGAAAGAUUUACAAUUAUCUGUUGAAGCGGCAGCCAAGUUGUUGGCAGCUGAAAAACUAGAGGUGGUUGACUUUACGAGUCAAGUUGACAUAUCGUCUGAUCCGGGACAUUAUGUGAUUUUUUGGGAAGUAAGUGGUGAAGCAAGCGAGGAGACACUUCAAGAAUGUUGCAAUUGUUUGGACUCGGCAUUUGUUGAUGCUGGUUAUGUGAGCUCGAGGAAGGUCCAUGCUAUUGGACCCCUGGAGCUCAAGGUCUUGAAAAAAGGGGCGUUUCAAAAGAUUUUGGAUCACUAUGUUGGGUUGGGAUGCACCUUGAACCAGUUCAAGACACCACGAUGUGUUGGCCCUGUUAAUCACAAAGUGUUGCAAAUACUUUGCACCAGUGUUGUGAAAAGUUAUGUGAGUACAUCUUUUGGUUAGGGUUCUUGGGGAGGUGUCACGGUAUCUUUGUUAGUAUUGUAGUUUCAAAAAAUAUGUUUAUAGGCUUGCAAUAAUGAGUUUUCAAUGUUGUAUAGACACUACUAUAGAGGUUUGUUAGCGUUUUCUUUUGGUUUUCGUGGAGUUCUAUCACAAAAGUCAUGGAACGUCCGAUGUAAAAUAUUAAAGUUUGUAUCUUGAUAAUAUAUUUGUAAUGCAGGUAUAUAUUCGAGGGAUAUAUACUGUACUACUUGUUUCCAAUAGAGAUAA
Erigeron canadensis is the source of this 2154-nucleotide messenger RNA. Its product is annotated as jasmonoyl--L-amino acid synthetase JAR4-like. The coding region runs from base 121 to 1887 and encodes 588 amino acids. Gene Ontology annotation, cellular component: cytoplasm. Lineage: Eukaryota; Viridiplantae; Streptophyta; Magnoliopsida; Asterales; Asteraceae. The record is from RefSeq and is a predicted model, not a curated record. The transcript has 5 exons. Gene Ontology annotation, molecular function: acid-amino acid ligase activity.